GCGCAUUUUCUUUUAACCUAUUACUUAUUCCCGCGUUUCCUUUACUUUGCUUUACUUUGCCUCUUUUUUUUAUUACUAUUACAUAUCAUUUGAAAGCUCACUAUGGACGCAACAAAGACACUCGUCGUUGAUAACGGAACGGGUUUCGUAAAGUGUGGUUAUGCUGGUUCCAACUUUCCCGAACAUGUAUUUCCGAGUGUAGUUGGUCGACCCAUCUUGCGUGCCGAGGAGAAAGUAGGCAAUCUCGAGAUCAAGGACAUAAUGAUUGGUGAUGAGGCUGCUGCACUUCGCAACAGUCUUCAGAUGUCAUAUCCAAUGGAGAAUGGUAUCAUUAGAAACUGGGAGGACAUGCGUCACUUGUGGAACUACACUUUCGACGAGAAGCUUAAGGUUGACCCCAGAGACUGCAAGAUUCUGUUGACCGAAGCACCAAUGAACCCACGCGCCAACCGUGAACAAAUGGCUCAGAUUAUGUUUGAGGAGUAUGGUUUCCAGGGCGCCUAUGUCGCCAUCCAGGCUGUCUUGACCUUGUUCGCUCAGGGUCUCUUGUCUGGUGUUGUGGUUGACUCUGGAGAUGGUGUGACCCACAUUGUUCCUGUCUAUGAAGGUUAUGCUCCUGCAAAUUUGACACGCCGUCUCGAUGUUGCUGGACGACAUGUCACUCGAUACCUUAUCAAGCUCUUGCUUCUCCGUGGUUAUGCAUUCAACCGUACUGCUGACUUUGAGACAAUUAGACAAAUCAAGGAAAAGUUGUGCUAUGUCAGUUAUGAUCUUGAAUUGGACCAAAAGCUUGGUAAUGAGACAACAACCUUGGUAGAGAACUACGAACUUCCUGAUGGUCGUGUAAUCAAGGUUGGAUCAGAGAGAUUCGAAGCACCCGAGUGUCUUUUCCAACCUCAUCUUGUUGAUGUUGAAGCUGGUGGAAUGGCUGAGAUGCUGUUCAAUACCAUUCAAUCGGCUGAUAUUGAUAUCCGUGCUGAUCUUUACAAGCACAUUGUGCUUUCUGGAGGAUCCACCAUGUAUCCUGGACUACCAAGUCGUCUUGAAAAGGAGAUGAAGCAGUUGUAUCUUACAAAUGUCUUGGAUGGUGAUGUUAGUCGAUUGAACAAAUUCAAGAUUCGUAUUGAAGAUCCACCUAGACGCAAGCACAUGGUAUUCUUGGGUGGAGCUGUUCUUGCUGACAUUAUGAAGAACAAGGACUCUUGGUGGGUGACAAAGCAAGAAUGGGAAGAACAAGGUGUCCGUGCAUUGGACAAGAUGGGUGUAUUGGGCUCUACUGCCUAAUACUACUUUAUAUAUUUUCUUUUCUCUUUCUUCUUUUAUUUUUCUUUGUUUUUUUUUGUAAAGAAGAAGAAAAACGAUGAUAAUGAUGAUAAAUAACCAAUACAUCGAUAAAAAAAAAUCAGCAAAAGAAUAAUUAUACCUUUCUUUUAUAUAUAAAUUUAUAUCUAUAACUAC
Molecule: messenger RNA, 1458 nt
Organism: Phycomyces blakesleeanus NRRL 1555(-)
Lineage: Eukaryota; Fungi; Mucoromycota; Mucoromycetes; Mucorales; Phycomycetaceae
Exons: 8
Coding region: 103-1284 (393 amino acids)
Biological process (GO): Arp2/3 complex-mediated actin nucleation
Cellular component (GO): Arp2/3 protein complex; actin cortical patch
Molecular function (GO): actin filament binding
Source: RefSeq, a predicted model, not a curated record